Messenger RNA from Puma concolor (puma), 1332 nucleotides. It is a transcript of the gene PRRC1, whose product is annotated as proline rich coiled-coil 1. The record is from RefSeq and is a predicted model, not a curated record. Lineage: Eukaryota; Metazoa; Chordata; Mammalia; Carnivora; Felidae. Gene Ontology annotation, biological process: activation of protein kinase A activity. Gene Ontology annotation, molecular function: protein kinase A regulatory subunit binding. Gene Ontology annotation, cellular component: cytoplasm.
AUGAUGGAAGAGAGCGGAAUAGAGACCACCCCGCCAGGGACUCCUCCUCCACAUCCUGCAGGACCAGCCGCGGCUGCUGUGUCUUCAACCCCCCUUCCUUCAGCUGCAAGCGGUUCCUUUUCUUCUCCAAAUGUGUCCUCCAUACAACCCUUGCCGCCGCACGUGUAUGCCACCCCCCAGCCGCCCCUCCCUCCCGUGAGGCCCUCUGCACCCUUGGUGCCGCCUUCACCCGUCCCUUCUGUCCCAGCGCUUGCUGCCUCCGUGCCACCUCCGGGUUCGCCAGCACCUGCUGCCGCCUUCACUAGCCCUGCUCUGUCCCACUUUCCUCCUCCAUCUUCUGCCCCAAACACGCUCUUACCUGCACCCUCUUCUGGUCCUCCCACAUCGGGGUUUUCUGUUGGGGCGGCUUAUGACAUUACAAGGGGACAUGCGGGAAGAGCUCCUCAGACACCCCUGAUGCCGUCGUUCUCUGCACCUCCCGUCACAGGUAUUUUGCCGACUCCCAUUACUCAGCAAGCCAGUUUGUCAUCUCUGGCACAGGGACCUGGAACCACAUCAGCCAUUACUUUUCCAGAGGAACAAGAAGAUCCCAGAGUUGGUAGAGGUCAGGAUGAAGCAUCUGCUGGCGGACUCUGGGGUUUUAUUAAGGGUGUGGCCGGAAAUCCCAUGGUGAAAUCUGUGCUUGACAAAACAAAACAUUCGGUAGAAAGUAUGAUUACGACGUUGGACCCUGGCAUGGCUCCGUAUAUCAAAUCUGGAGGUGAACUGGAUAUCGUAGUGACCUCGAAUAAAGAAGUGAAAGUUGCCGCCGUCCGAGAUGCCUUCCAGGAGGUCUUUGGCUUAGCUGUGGUGAUAGGGGAAGCUGGACAGUCCAAUAUUGCCCCACAGCCGGUCGGGUAUGCAGCUGGGUUAAAAGGUGCCCAGGAACGGAUAGAUAGUUUGCGUCGAACUGGAGUGAUCCAUGAAAAACAGAUUGCUGUGUCAGUAGAAAACUUCAUCGCAGAAUUGCUACCUGACAAGUGGUUUGACAUUGGCUGUUUGAUAGUUGAAGAUCCUGCCCAUGGCAUUCACCUUGAAACGUUUACCCAGGCCACACCAGUGCCUUUGGAAUUUGUACAACAGGCUCAAAGUCUCACUCCCCAAGACUACCAUCUGAGGUGGUCAGGCCUUUUGGUGACGGUGGGUGAAGUUCUGGAAAAGAGCUUAGUCAAUGUCACCCGGACUGACUGGCACAGGACGUUCACCGGCAUGUCUCGGCGACAGAUGAUCUACAGUGCGGCCAAAGCCCUUGCCGGCAUGUAUAGACAGCGCCUGCCCCCCAGGACCGUGUGA